Messenger RNA from Alligator mississippiensis (American alligator), 6278 nucleotides. RefSeq lists its product as uncharacterized. The coding region runs from base 1892 to 5305 and encodes 1137 amino acids. NCBI's taxonomy places the organism in Eukaryota, Metazoa, Chordata, Crocodylia, Alligatoridae. The transcript is spliced from 13 exons. The record is from RefSeq and is a predicted model, not a curated record.
GGGCUGGGCGAGGGCACGAGACAAGCGCUCGGCCCGGGCAAGAAGCGGGCGGAGAAAGCUGGGCCUGGAGCAGUGUGCCCCUCGGCUCCAGCCUGGCCUCAGCUCUGCAGGCGGGACCGGCUGUGCCUCAGUGCCCACCGCACCGCCUUCCCGCAGCGCAGCAGCGCGUCCCGGUGCUGGGAGCAGCCGCCCAGCUCCCCUUCCCAGCCAGCGCCGCCCCAGCGAGCCCUUCCCGAUGCCGUCGGAUGCUCCCCUCCUGCUCCUCUGCCUCCAGGAGAUGGGACGGUGCGGAUGGGCCCAGCCGGCGGGCACCAGGCCGGCGGCCCCCUCCGGUCCUCCCGAAAGCAGCCCAGGAGAUGUGCGGGCGGUUGCGUGUGGGGAGCCAGGGCGCUGGUGCUCCGUCGUCUACUGUGAGCUGAGCGCUGGUGUGGGCGAGGCGUCCCGAGCUCCUCCGCAGCGUGCUGGCGGACGGCUUCACGAGCCUGCAGAUCCAGCCAGGUUUCCCUGGGGCUUCUCGCUAGCGGGAAGCGGAGCUGCACUCCCGAGCACAUGCGGGGCAGGGCGGACGGCGGAGGAGUUCACCGCUGCUGUGCGAGCGGAGAGGUGUAUGCUGAGUGCCCUAGCAAGUGUGGUAUUUUUGCGCAAAGUUGGAGCUGCAGCGACCACCGUGGGUCGCACCCUGCCACGUGUGCAAGAUUCCCGGGGGCUGCAGUCUGGAGGUCGUCGACAGCCAGGACUUUGCUCGCCUUCUGGCUCGGUCACUUUACCGCGGCUUGGAAACCGUGUCCGAGCUUACCGAGAUGUGCACGACUCGCCUGAGCUUUGUGCAGGGCUGGGGCGCUACGUCCCGUCGCCAAGAUGUGACGAGCCCCCGUGCUGGAUCGAGACCCCCUGCACGGUCCCCCCGUGGCUGAGCAGGGCUCCCACUCGCGUGGGCCCACCAACCAUCCUGCUUCCUCCAGGUCUUACACGGGCCCAAGCACCGGUAUUCUGGAGGCGUUCGAGCCGCACGUGGGGGCUGUGCACGCGGCAGUCUUUCCAGGGCUGGCUGUGCAGCAGGACCAGUGCCAUGCAUUUUGCAGCCCUUCCUGGCAGCAGCCCCCACCUGAGAAGCACUUCCCUUCUGCAGGGAGAUCUGUUGAGGACAUAUUAGGGUUACCAUAUGGCUGGGUUUUCCCAGACAUGUGUUUUUUUUGCAUCCUCUGAUUUCUGUCUGGGUGGUUUUUUAAAUAUAAUCAAAUGUUCGGGAUUUAGGUAAGCCCAUCUUCACAGUUUUUUCCCUAGACUGUCCUCUAGCCCUCCAGCCACAACCCUCUGGCUUUGGUCCCCGCAGGAGCACAGGCCCAGCCCAGCCUGGCUCUAGCCAACACCCAGCAACACUCAAGGAGGCUUAAACGCCCAACACGUGUAGCAGUAAGAGGUGGGGGUGCAACCAGCCCAGCCCCGAGGCCUGAGAGCCCCCAAUGCAGAGCACAGGCAUCGCUGCACCGAGCCCGCCCCGGCCAGCAGCUGUCCACCUCUGCUGAGCCCUCCAGCGCCGGAGCGUCCCCCACUCCCCGAGCGUCUGCCCCACGGCUGCGCUCCUCUGACACCGAAGAUGUGUUCCCAGAUCCCUGGUCCAAACUGACUCUCCUGCAACCUUAAGCUAUGGGUCUAUGACCUCCUCUCAGCAACAGGGGAGAAAACACUUUCCCUCUUCCCUGCAGCAGCCCUUCAGCAUCUGGAGGCUGCUCCCGUGUCCCCUCGUCAGCACCAUCUCCACACCCUUCAGACCAAACCGUGCACAAAAUGACACUGUCAGCCGCGAUAUAGCACGACACGACAGCUGAAGAGAGCACGGGGGAAGAGGGGUGUCCCCCACCCCCCAGAGCCCUCGGGGCGUCCCUGGCACAUGGGAGGGGGCACAGAGGGCUGGGGCGGGGCACAGAAGCAGAAGUCUUCGCAGGGCCCUGGGGGUGCUGAGGACCCGUGUCCGCCCCGGGGCACCUGCUCCCUGUCUGGGUGCAGAGCUGCCCUUCCCCGAGGGUGCGGCCUGGACUCUGCCCUGCUCCACACCCCACACCUGCCACCCCGGCAAAGAGAAACCAGCACGGACUUUGCCCACCCGCCGGAGGAAGCAGGACGGACGCUUGCACACAAAUCCAUGGGGCUGGGGUCUCUCCUCCUCCUCCUCCUCCCCCUCCUCUUGCUCAGGGCAGCCGGCUCCCAGCUGCGGGUGAUGACGGACCCCUCCUCCCAGGCCCUGCUGGGCGCCGAGGCCCGGCUGCGGUGCCACUUUGAUAUCGGGGGGCUGGUGGCCCUGCGCUCCCUGCGGGUGACCUGGAAACUCUGGGAUGACAAGAUCGCGCAGUACGAUGAAGGCAGGACUAGUGCCCAGCCCGGAGCCAGGCUGGUGGAGACAGAGCUGGAGAAGGGAGACGCCUCCCUGGCCCUGGACAGGGUGAUGGUGACAGACGAGGGGCUGUACACGUGUGCCGUGGGCUACGGGGCGCAGCAGCAGCAGGGGAGCACCAGCCUGCGCGUGCUCGCUCCCCCGACCAUCUCCAUCCCACAGCGCGCAGCCCUGGCCGGUGCCGUCACCUCCCUGCUCUGCCACGUGGGGGGCUUCUACCCCGAGGACGUGGACGUGGCGUGGCUGAGGGACGGGCAGGUCCUGAACGGCUCCACCCGCUACAGCCCCAAGACGAAUCCAGAUGGGACCUUCAGCCUCACCCUGACCUACACCUUCACCCCCGACCUGCGCGACGCCGGCAGCGUCUUCGCCUGCCGCGCCCGCCACGCGGCGCUGGGGCAGCCCCUGCACGAGGAGUUCCCCCUGGACGUGGCAGGUGGGGCCUUAGAUCUCAUCAGUGCCAUGAUCGGAGCAUCCCUGGGGCUCGCGGUGGCAGCAGGAGCCGCGGCUGCCACGGCCUUUUACUGCUGGAGGAGGAGGAAAGGUGGGAAACCCCCCUACACCAUCUCCAAGGUGAAGGGGCCAAAGCAGUGCCUGCUGGGCCAGGAGGUGACCCUGCGCUGCUGCAUGGAGGGGACCUUCCCCGAGGACACGGCCGUGACGUGGGAGCGGGUCCAGGGCGAGGACAGGACGGCCACCGAGCCGCACGGGGACACGGCCGACCCCGAGCGCCUGCCGCUGUUACGCACCCUGCCCCCGGGCUGGACCGCGACGCAGGAGAGAAGCGCGACCGGCCUCACGGCCUCCCUGACCUUCACCGCCGCGGUGCAGGACGACGGGGCGCGCGUCCGGUGCUGCUUCCACCACGGGGCCAAGCGCAUCAGGGAGCAGCGGGAGUCCCGGGAGAUCCGGGUGUGGGCGCGGCCGGAGCUGUCCGGGAUCCAGGUGUUGUCGCACUGGGACCCCCCGGACCAGGUGCCGUUCGCCGUCCGCCUGCACGGCUUCUACCCCCGCGGGAUCCACCGCAUCGCGUGGAGCUGGGACGGGGACGGUGCCGGGAGAGAAGAGCCCCCCGACAUCAGCCCCAACGCGGACGGCACCUUCACGGCGACGAGCGUGUGGAGAGUGCCCAGCCGGAGCCUGACCGGCCCGGGGCUGCGAGUGCGAGUGUGCGUGCAGCACGGCCCCGCAGACCCCCCGCUGGAGACAGAGCUGCGCCUGGGGGACACCGGGCUCCUGUGGCCCCCGGCGCUGUCGGACAUCUCCCAGCCGGAGUCAGUGCCCCUGGGGAGCAGAGUCACCCUGAGCUGCCGCAUUUCGGGGCAUUUCCCGGCAGAGCUGAGGCUGGUCUGGCUCCAGAAGGGCAAGGGACAGGCUCCAGCCAUGCCCCUGCCAGACUCUGAUGACUACGAGAUCCAACCGGGCACGGCCGUGCAGGCGCUGGACAAGAAAAGUUUCCAGCAGGAAACAAGCCUGAUCUUCACCCCGUCGGUGCAGAGAGACCAGGGCAUCCGGUACAUCUGCCGCGUGCGGCACGCAGCCCUGGAGCAGCCCGUGGAGAAGAGCAGCGCGGAGCUGCAGGUGACAGCGCGGCCGGAGCUGUCCGGGAUCCAGGUGUGGCCGUGCUGGGACCCCCCGGACCAGGUGCCGUUCGCCGUCCGCCUGCACGGCUUCUACCCCCGCGGGAUCCACCGCAUCGCGUGGAGCUGGGACGGGGACGGUGCCGGGAGAGAAGAGCCCCCCGACAUCAGCCCCAACCCGGACGGCACCUUCACGGCGACGAGCGUGUGGAGAGUGCCCAGCCGGAGCCUGACCGGCCCGGGGCUGCGAGUGCGAGUGUGCGUGCAGCACGGCCCCGCAGACCCCCCGCUGGAGACAGAGCUGCGCCUGGGGGACGCCGGGCUCCUGCGGCCCCCGGCGCUGUCGGACAUCUCCCAGCCGGAGUCAGUGCCCCUGGGGAGCAGAGUCACCCUGAGCUGCUGCAUUUCGGGGCAUUUCCCAGCAGAGCUGAGGCUGGUCUGGCUCCGGAAGGGCAAGGGACAGGCUCCAGCCGUGCCCCUGGCAGACUCUGAUGACUACAGGAUCCAACCGGGCACGGCGGAGCAGGCGCUGGACGGGAAGAGUUUCCAGCAGGAAACAAGCCUGAUCUUCACCCCGUCGGUGCAGAGAGACCAGGGCGCCCGGUACAUCUGCCGUGUGCGGCACAUGGCCCUGGAGCAGCACGUGGAGAAGAGCAGCGCGGAGCUGCAGGUGACAGGUCUCCCGCAGCCCCUGGAGGUGCCACAAAUCUCCGAGUCUGAGUCAGUGCCCGCAGGGAGAGGACUCGCUGCGGGGCAUUCCCCACGGCAGCCAAGUACGCCCCUGAUGCUCAGCACCAAACCUGUGCCCGUGACACCGCAGACCGUCCCUGAGCGGCGUGGCACUGCUGCGCACACCAGCAGCGGUCUGCUGCGGCCCCUGGAGGAGCCAGACAUCUCCAGAAAUCACUUCACCCCCUCAAGGCCCAAGGAUAACAGGGUCGAUCACCAGCACCGGGAGGAGCCUGAACUCCAAGAGAAGCCAAGUGCGAAAUCCUUUGGGCCCCAGCAGCUCCGAGUUCAGGGACACGUGUCCCAGAUCCACACGCUGCCCAAGGGGAAUGAACCAGAGGAAGUGCUGUUUGCUAUCCACAUAGAGCGCUACUACCCCCAGGACAUCCAUCAGAUCCAGUGGAGCUGGGACGGGGACGGCGCUGGGAGGAAAGUGCCCCUGAAAACCAAAGAGAACCCAGACGGCACCUUCACGGGGACGAGUGUCUGGAUGGUGCCCAGGAGGAGCACGACCCGCCCGGGGCUGCGAGUGCGAGUGUCUGUGGUGCAAACCCCUGGAGACCCCCCGGUGGAGAGAGAGCUGUGCACAGGCAUCUCCUCCUGAACCACACAGGAUGCAGCGCACGAGCCCCGCACCCUGCCCACAACCAGGUACACCGGUCUCUGCCACACAGCCCUGGCCUCUCACCUCGCCUGGGCCUGCCCUGGGCACACGCUUGUCUGGACGGUUUGGCGAGGGCUGGAGCUGCUGUGAGCAGGGGCUGGAUGAGAGGAGGCCUUGGGCGGUCCCUUCCCGCCCCACUUCCCCGUGAUCCUGCCGCAACUGGCUCUGGCAAUGGUUUUACCCAGCGCUGGGACACAGGCGGACACAGGACGGGAGAGCAGGACUGAGCGCUGCCCUCGGGACCCCGGAGCCCAGCAGGGCUCAGCCCACGGUCUCAGCGUCCCCAGAGGAGCGUGGGGCGGGGGAGUCCGGGGGGACCUGCCCAGCGCCCCCAGCCAGGCCCAGGGUGGGGAGAGGGGCCCGGCGUGACCCCACCACAAGGGACAUCUGGGGGUCCCAAUGUGGAGGUCAGAACCAGCGUUAUCCACAGGGUGCAGCAACCCCCUUGGCCGUCCCACCCGCACCCCCCCAUGCCCAGCGCAGCCCGGGGCCUGGGGUCAUGGCUCUAACGCCAAGCCAGGAUCGACACCCCGCUUCUUUCCCAGGACUGGUUUUACUGGCUGCCUCAGGGGGCUGCGACGCUCCCCCAGCCCCUCGACGCUCCCCCAGCCCCUUGGCCCCUGUCACCUGCUCCCUGCGGGGCUGUGUUCCCUCCUCUCGCCCGCCCGCCGGAGGGGGCUGCACUGGGGGACGGGGCUGACCCAGGCUAGAGCUCGCUCCCAACCUGCUUGCUGCCUUCGGGCAGAGGUGGGAAAUGAUUUUGCCUAGAGGCCAAUUAACAGGUUUGGGUGAGAUGCUGAGGGCCCCAGAUAUAACACCUUUCAGAAGAAACCAUUUUACCAAAUCGUAGAUAUAACAAACAAGGCAUUUACUAAAAGUGAAACAUCUACCUAGCCUCUGCUAUGACUCUGCG